Pygocentrus nattereri (red-bellied piranha) is the source of this 1394-nucleotide messenger RNA. RefSeq lists its product as uncharacterized. Bases 125 to 859 code for a protein of 244 amino acids. Lineage: Eukaryota; Metazoa; Chordata; Actinopteri; Characiformes; Serrasalmidae. The record is from RefSeq and is a predicted model, not a curated record. The transcript is spliced from 4 exons. Gene Ontology annotation, biological process: immune response. Gene Ontology annotation, cellular component: membrane. Gene Ontology annotation, molecular function: tumor necrosis factor receptor binding.
UGGGAAGAAGGACGCUGCAGGGCGGGUCAUUGAUCCCGUGCAUAUAAAUCUUUACAAUGCAAGCCUGGGUCAGUAAAACACAGCUGGUUGACGGUAACCCAAGUUCAAUCGACGAGUCUGUGCGAUGGCGGCGACCGGUAACAUCGAGACUGGCGUUCAGGGUGUGGAGCGAGCAGAAAUGCUCCGCCUCGUCAUGGAGCACUGCCGAGAGAUGAAGCGACACGAGACGUGCUCGCGCUUUGCCACUGGAUUCCUGCUCCUUACGCUCUUCGCCACUUUCCUCUUCGUCCAGGUCUUAGGACAGAGCAGUAAGGAUGCACCAAGUGAGCAACCGGUGACGAACACAGCAGGUCUGGUUCAGGCACAGACCAGUGGUAGACACCGUGUGCACUCUGUACAUCUGCUGAGUUAUCCUCCGGAUCCAGUCACUGAGAUGAAAAAUGACACCCAUGUCAUCCGUUGGCGUGAAUCCUCUAAGCUCAGAAUGAUAGAGAACAACACAGGUCUUGUUAUCCCUAGAAACGGCUGGUACCUUGUUAACCUAAGAAUAUCCUACCGCGUGCCUGAUGGGCCGUGUCCUUGUAAGCACUACUUAGGAGACGACGAUGAAGGCAAGGAAGACCCUCUUUGCUUUUUGAGUAUGACUGUUCAGCAGAAACAUAGUGAGUACCCUGGUUGGAGGGACGUCGUACAGGCGAAGGAGACCAUGUUUUGCACGCUCGGUUCUCGUCGGACUAUUCAUUUAAGCAGAGUGGUCAAUCUGAAACAAUCUACUGUGGUAAUAGUUACCAUAGCUUCAGACAACCAUGGUCUUAUUAGCAGGGAAACUCACGACUACUUUGAAAUCACUCGUCUGUAACGUGAUGCUAUUGUCACCUUUAACUACACAUUGGUAUUACUGUGCAUUUUUUUAAUGAGUUAUGAAUGUAUUUUCAGAUUUAUGUUAUUCAGUGAACUCUUGAACUAUGAGCUACUUACACUGGCUUUAAAAUUAAGAGAUCAUUAUAUAAGAAGAAAAAGAGUUAGUUCUGCAUAAUAUUAGCAUGGUGGUUUAUGUGAAUAACUUUUUUCCUUAUUUUUGUUUGCUUUUUGCCUGCUUGAUCUGGUCAAUGAAGUUCUUCUGAACUGCACUGUCCAAAUUGUUAUUAAAUAACAUGAUUGCAUGCAUACUAAGUAUCCAUAAGGUAUCAUAUGUUUUACUAUGGUAAAUAAGGUCUUUUCAGUCCUUGAUGACAGUAGAUUGGCCCUCGAGUUCGUUGGCACAUUGUUGCCAGCUGGUAGGGCUGUUGACACGUUUUAUGUUAAAACUUGUUUUGUACUCACAUUUCAUUGUUGCAAAAUUGUGGAAUUGUCCAAAUUGUCUUUUGAAAUAAAAUCAGUAAUUUCUGUAAUUA